Molecule: messenger RNA, 1807 nt
Organism: Tripterygium wilfordii
Lineage: Eukaryota; Viridiplantae; Streptophyta; Magnoliopsida; Celastrales; Celastraceae
Product: guanylate kinase 2-like
Exons: 11
Coding region: 355-1539 (394 amino acids)
Biological process (GO): purine nucleotide metabolic process
Cellular component (GO): cytosol
Molecular function (GO): GMP kinase activity
Source: RefSeq, a predicted model, not a curated record
UUCGUGAAUUGAAUGCGACCGUAAAGCAAAACCCACGGCCCCUUCUCUCUCUUAUUCUCUCUGGUGACUCUUCUUACAAAUAAGAACAAUGGUUCUCAGAAUCUACUGCCACUCAUUCUUCUCCUUCUCUUCUGACUUUUUUCUCCCUAUAUGUGUGUUGAUUUGACAAACAGUUUUGGAUUUAAGAACUUCUCAAAACAAAACAAAAUAACUUCUCAAAGCAGAGAAGAAAACCCAACUCAAAAUUGAUCCUCAUCCUGCAAUUUAACAGUGAAAGAGUCUCUUUUUACAGCUUGACUCUGAAUCCUCGGUAUACAAAGGCUGAAUCUUGUAUUUGGAGGCAAUAGAUUCUCCAUGGGAGAGGCUCCAGCACUCUUUGUUGAUUAUCUGCAGAAUGGUUGUGGUUUGAAAUCUAAUUGCUGCCAGACUGCUACUGUUAUUGGCAGUAAAAGGUAUUUGAUUGGCAAGACAGUUGGUGAAUCGACAAUGUCCAUUGAUGUUCGAAUUUUUGAUGAAUGUAGACGAGAGUGGGUGAUUCCUACUGUGCUUGGGAAAAAACCUGAGCAAUGUAAUGGCCAUUCGGCAGUAUCUUUAAAUGGUGAUCGAAUAUUGAUUAUCAGGAAGGAUUCUUUGCCAGCUGACAGUAUUUGGAUCCUUGAGGUGGACUCCAAGUAUGUUAGGGAUCAGAAGAAAGUGUUGGAAACUGAGGUUGUUGCAUGGAGUAAGGGUGUGAUUGGUGACACUGAGAAGCCAAUUGUGAUUAGUGGUCCUUCUGGGGUAGGUAAGGGGACACUAAUAUCCAUGCUUAUGAAGGAAUUCCCAUCCAUGUUUGGGUUUUCAGUUAGCCAUACUACUCGUGCACCGAGGGGCAUGGAGCAGAAUGGGGUCCAUUAUCAUUUCACUGAACGAAUUGUUAUGGAGAAAGAUAUCAAGGAUGGGAAGUUCCUUGAGUUUGCUUCGGUUCAUGGAAAUCUCUAUGGUACCAGUAUUGAAGCUGUUGAGGCUGUGGCUGAUGCAGGAAAGAGAUGCAUUCUUGAUAUUGAUGUUCAAGGAGCAAGGUCUGUGAGGGCUAGCUCUCUUGAAGCUACAUUCAUCUUUAUCUGUCCACCAUCAAUGGAGGAGCUUGAGAAGCGCCUUCGCUCAAGGGGCACCGAAGCUGAGGAACAGGUCCUAAAGAGACUCCGAAAUGCUGAAGCAGAGAUUGAACAAGGGAAAUCCCCAGGCAUCUUUGAUCAUUUCUUAUAUAAUGACAACCUCGAGGAGUGUUACAAGAAUCUUAAGAAACUCUUGGGAUUGGAUGGAACUACAGCUCCUACCCAUCGACCAUCAGCCAAAGUGGUUGAUCUGCCUUUGAACCACACAGUGUUGAAAGCUGAUAACAAGAUUCUGAUAGCAGGAAGCGAAAAUGCAUCAAAGAACUUGAUUGUUUUGGAUGUGUCCUUGCUCAUAGGAGGUGCGCCUUGGCGAACAAGGGGGCUUCAUAUUUUUGAGGUCGAUUCAUCCUCAGAUUGCUUGAAUGAAAUCAUUCAGCUAAGCUAACAACAACUUCUGCACUCGUUAAGGAACUGACGCGGAUUGGGAACUCUGGAAUCUUCAUUAAUCUUUAAUUGCUUCAGAGAGAGAACAGCAAUUGAUGUUUAGAGGUUACUUUUGCAAGAGUUGCUUUCUUUCCAUUAUUCUUGAAUCAUUCUUUUCUGGUAUUCGAACAGCAAUCACUUAAAAAGUUGUGCCUGAACUGCUACUAUUACAGAUGCAAUGAGAUAUGAUUUAUGAUUCUUGCAGCAAAUGAAAAGUACUUAAUCUUGAG